Messenger RNA from Boleophthalmus pectinirostris (great blue-spotted mudskipper), 4243 nucleotides. RefSeq names its product sperm associated antigen 9a (gene spag9a). Lineage: Eukaryota; Metazoa; Chordata; Actinopteri; Gobiiformes; Gobiidae. Gene Ontology annotation, molecular function: MAP kinase scaffold activity; signaling receptor complex adaptor activity; kinesin binding. The record is from RefSeq and is a predicted model, not a curated record. Gene Ontology annotation, biological process: vesicle-mediated transport. Gene Ontology annotation, cellular component: cytoplasm.
CACGAGACAAGCGAAGGAAAAAAAAAAAGGGGAGAAAGGAGGAAGACAUCCACCACCACGUAGCCACCGUAGCAUCGUAGCGGUCCCGCGGUCCUGCCCCGAAAUGCGCCCGCUUUUACGCACUCGCUGAUCGGCCCGGAGUGUCUCCUCUUACGCGCGGGACACUUCCACGCUCCCACGCCCGUCCUCGAUCGGGAAUCAUUGGCCCGCAAAGAUGGAGCUGGAGGACGGGGUUGUGUACCAGGACGACCCCGGGGGUACGUCCGCGAUGAUGUCCGAGCGCGUGUCGGGCCUGGCCAGCUCCAUCUACCGGGAGUUCGAGCGCCUCAUCGGUAAGUACGACGAGGACGUGGUGAAGGAGCUGAUGCCGCUGGUGGUGGCCGUGCUGGAGAACCUGGACUCGGUGUUCGCGGAGAACCAGGAGCACGAGGUGGAGCUGGAGCUGCUGAAGGAGGACAACGAGCAGCUCAUCACCCAGUACGAGCGGGAGAAGGCGCUCAGGAAGCACGCCGAGGAGAAGUUCAUCGAGUUUGAGGACGUCCACGAGCAGGAGAAGAAGGACAUGCAGACACACGUGGACCGCAUGGAGUCCCACUCGCGCCAGCUCGAGCUCAAGAUCAAGAACUACAACGACCAGAUCAGCAGGUUAGAAGAGCGAGAACUGGAGCUGAAAAAGGAAUACAACUCCCUCCACCAGAGACACACAGAGAUGAUCCACAACUACAUGGAGCACGUGGAGCGGGUCAAACUGCAGCAGGUCAGCGACGCCUCCGAGAACAGCGCCGUGGCCAGAGUCCGGAGGGAACGGCCGCUGUCCUUGGGCAUCUUCCCCUCGUCUGGCGCCUCCUCUCUGCUCAUCCCGGACCCCAAGGCCAGAGCGGAGACUCCGGCCACAGAGGGCUGGAGGUUCACCGACCCCGCCCAGGACCGCUCCAACACCAGCCUCAAGGACGAGUUUUCAGACCUGCCCGGUUCACAGUCCACCUCACAGCGAGAGGACGGGAGCAGGAGUACAGAGGUGCAGGCUGCUCCCGGGACCAGCUCCAAAUCAGUUGGUUUAGGUGAGAAUGAGGACAGCUCGGACGUACAGGACAUCAUCGAGUCCACGCCGGAGCUGGACAUGGACCUCAUCGGCUACAGACCGUGCAGUACUCCCACAAAGGGCAUCGAGAACAAGGCGUUUGACCGGAACACAGACUCUCUGUUCGAGGAGCUGUCGUCUGCCGGCACGGGGCUCAUAGGUGAUGUGGACGAGGGGGCCGACCUGCUAGUGGAGUAUUCUGGCAUGGGCCGUGAAGUGGAAAAUCUCAUUCAGGAAAAUUCGCAGUUACUUGAAACAAAGAACGCUCUAAACGUAGUGAACAAAGACCUGAUUCUGAAGGUGGACGAGCUGACCUGUGAGAAGGAGGUCCUGCAGGGCGAGCUAGAGGCAGUGGUCCAGGCCAAAGCCAAACUGGAGGAGAAGAACAAAGACCUGGAGGAGGAACUCAAAAAAGUGAGGCAAGAAGUGGAGGAGAUUAGACAAAAAACCCAAGAUGAAGAAGAUAGCGACAUCCCCGUGGCCCAGAAGAAGCGCUUCACCCGGGUGGAGAUGGCCCGUGUGCUCAUGGAGAGGAACCAGUACAAGGAGCGGCUGAUGGAGCUGCAGGAGGCCGUGCGCUGGACUGAGAUGAUCAGAGCUUCGAGAGAAAAUCCAACAUUGACCGAAAAGAAGAAAUCCAGCAUCUGGCAGUUCUUCAGCAGACUCUUUAGCUCCUCCUCCAGCAGCAGCAGCAGUAGCCCCGCCCUCAAGAAGGCCGACUCCCAAUCCAACGUCAAGUACAACGCUCCGGGAAGUCUGGUGAAGAGGAGCAGCACCUUCUCCCAGUUCCCCACAGAGAAGUCCAAAACCUUCGACUUCCUCAACGAAGAGAAGGAGGUGUGCAGCUCUCCGUCUCGUAAAGAGCAGAAGAGAGCGCAGUAUCGACAGGUGAAGGCUCACAUGCAGAAGGAGGACGGGCGCGUCACUGCCCACGGCUGGAGCCUCCCGGGAAAAUGCAAGGUAAACGGUGGGCAGAAUGAGAGUAAGAUGAAUUUACCUGUCCCUGUGUAUCUGAGGCCUCUGGAACAGAAGGACACCUCUAUGAAGUUGUGGUGUGCAGCGGGCGUGAACAUGUCCGGGGGCAGGGCAGAGCUGCAGAGGCAGAAGAAGGGCUCCCAGUGCAGUUUAGACCAACUGGACAACGACAACAAGGACCCAGAGAAGGUGGAGCCUGAGCGGGACCUUGUGGCCCAGGACGAGCUGUCGAGUCGGGUGUGGGUCUGCACCAGCACUCACUCCUCCACCAAAGUCAUGGUCCUGGACGCCACACAGCCCGCGGACAUCCUGGACUCCUUCUACGCCUGUAACACUCACGUGCUCUGCAUCGCCAGUGUGCCAGGAGUGUUGGAGACAGACUUCCCGGCCGGAGAGGAGGUUCCCCAGGACGUGGACGGCGGUCAGGCUGGAGAUGGGGUGAGCUUAGCGGGCAGCGUGGCCAGUGUGGGCUCCGCGGGCAGCGACGGCACUCUGGCUGCGGAGGGAACCACGGCAGUACCACAGACCGCAGGGGCCAGAGGGAGCGAGCAGCCCACAGAACACAGCGGCGUCUCGACAUCAGUGGAGCUCUCCAGGGAGACGAGCCCGACUGAAGACACGGCAGAGGAGGCCACAGAAGCUACAGAGGCCAACGCCGGUGUGGGCGAGGAGGAGGGCGAGGGCCAGCAGGGGGCAGAGCAGAGCCAGCCGGGCAUCUACACCGAGCACGUUUUCACAGACCCUCUGGGCAUGGAGCGUGAAGCCACCCCCACCCCUCCAGAACACAGGGACCCGGGGUCAGAGGUGACGUCUUUACCAGAGCCGUCAGAGGCCCCUGAUGCAGAGGUGCUGAGGAUGAGCAGUGCUCUGCCGACCAUGUGGCUGGGAGCGCAGAACGGAUGUCUGUACGUUCAUUCGUCUGUGGCGCGGUGGAGGAAGUGUCUACAUGCCAUCAAACUAAAGGACUCCAUUCUUGGCAUAGUCCACGUUAAAGGACGAGUGCUUGUAGCUUUGGCAGACGGGACAUUAGCCAUUUUCCACAGAAAUAUUGCUGACGGCCAGUGGGACCUGACUAACUACCACCUGCUGGACCUGGGGCGGCCUCAUCACUCCAUCCGCUGCAUCAGUGUGGUGCACGACGCCGUGUGGUGUGGAUACAGGAACAAGAUCUACGUCAUCCAGCCCAAAGCCAUGAGGAUAGAGAAGUGUUUCGAUGCACACCCGCGGAAGGAGAGCCAGGUGCGGCAGCUGGCCUGGGUGGGGGAGGGCAUCUGGGUUUCCAUCCGUCUGGACUCCACGCUGCGCCUGUUCCACGCACACACCUACCAGCACCUGCAGGACGUGGACAUCGAGCCCUACGUCAGCAAGAUGUUGGGCACGGGCAGACUGGGCUUCUCCUUCGUCAGGAUCACAGCUCUGGUGGUCUCCUGCAGCAGGCUCUGGGUGGGCACAGGCAACGGAGUCAUCAUCUCCAUCCCUCUGUCUGAAGCGAACCAGAGCGCAUCAGUGCCAAACCGUCCUGGAGGGGCGGUGCGUGUUUACAGUGACGAGGGCACAGAGGGGGCGGGGCCUGGCGCCUCUGUACCGUACUGCUCCAUGGCACACGCCCAGCUCUGUUUCCACGGACACAGGGACGCAGUCAAGUUCUUUGUCACCGUGCCAGGUCAGGCAGUGCCCCCUCCUGGUAGCGCAGACUCAGGAUCAGACGACCCUCCCUCCGAAUCCUCCGACACAAACUCCUCGGAGCCUAAAACAUAUCUGGUGAUGAGCGGAGGAGAGGGCUACAUCGACUUCAGAAUGGGCGACGAGGGCAGCGACCUGGACGGCGCCUCAGACCUGAGUCCCGGUCAGUCGGUCCCCCCCAAGUCCGAACGCAGUCACCUGAUCGUGUGGCAGGUCUCCUCCGCACACCACUGACCACGUGCCAAUGAGCAAUACGGCUCUCUCUCUCUCUCUGACUCCGCCCAACGAACUACCAACCCUCCACCCGCCCGCGCAUGUCCGUCUCCGCCCUCCUCCUUUUAUCCCUAAUGCCUGUCUAGUCCACUACUUUGUAAGAUAUAUUUUUAGUUUUGUACAGUGGAUUCCUUGGUUUUAUUUGGAGAAGUACACUGAAAAAAAUGAAAAUUGUACAUGAGUUAAAAAUACUUGAUUUUUUCCCUUUAAUUUAUUUAUCUAGAUUUGAGG